GAGCUAUGUCUCACUCAAGCGACGCUAUGUUGAUCAAACCCGGGCCUAACCACAUAUAGUAGGUGUGUUUUGCGUCUGAAUUUUAUUAAGUUGCGCGUGGUGCAACCUGUUACCACGUCAACCAGCCACUGAAACCAUUCAUGACGCUCAUCAAGCUCAUUCAUAAGAGAUGCGAAAGGUGCAUGAUGUGCGCGCGAAACCCGAUUUUUACCUCUCGAACAAACGCAGAUGGAGUAUUCGGUUGACGAUGUUACAGCCGCCAGGACUCUGCAAUACUUAGGGUACAUAUGCGUGUCGAUGACGAUAUUUUGGACAUAUGAUUAUGUUUGUGCACUUCAUAAAGAGUGGGAAUUCUUGCAUCGGUCGCGCUGGACCAGGGUGAAAGCCCUUUAUAUCAUUACACGAUAUGUCCCCUGUUGUCUCAUUACCACGGAUCUGUAUCUGAACUUCGCCCCGACCGAGGACCCCAAUAAAUGCCGGAUGUUGAUUAAUAUAUACGCAUGUUUCGGAGUGAUAUCACUCACUUGCUCUGAGUGUUUUUUUGUGCUGAGAACAUAUGCGCUCUCGAACAGCAAUAGGAUCGUACUCGUAGCUAUGUUGACCACCCUUGUUGCUAUCAUCAUGUUAUUCAUCGGCAUUGGUUUUACCGCAAUUUCCACGUCAUAUGUUAUGACGAGCGCGAUCCCAGGUUUCAAGGGCUGCUACCGGAUCUCGCACAGUGUCCAAUUCUUCAUACCUUUUCUUCUCUUGUUAGUGUUUCAACUGGGACUGGCCUCUCACACACUCAUACGUGCCAUACAGAACUGGCGGUCGGCCAAGGGUCAUUUGCACGCCAUUCUGUUGAAGCAUAACAUAUUUUACUAUGCAUGCAGUCUGCCUCUCUCGGCCGUGAAUGUCCUUGUACCGCUGCUGUUUUCCGAUUCUGCAUACUACUCCCUCGUCCAAGAUUUGCAGGUCUUUAUCCUUGCAAUUCUCGCCACGCGCAUGCAUCUCCAUCUCUGGCAUACGAGCCAGUGUGUGGAAGGCUCUGAGGCCCUCGUGUGGAUUUCUCUGUCCAACGUGUCGCCUGUAGACAUUACGGUGUGAUAUUAUAUCGCGCGCUUAUUCGGCAUCGUUUGUAGAGUGAGGUUUGGUCGAGUUUGGAACGCGCUUAUCUUAUAGGAAUGGAUUUUUGUCAUCAGCGUGAG
Suillus clintonianus is the source of this 1187-nucleotide messenger RNA. RefSeq lists its product as uncharacterized. The transcript is spliced from 16 exons. The coding region runs from base 229 to 1086 and encodes 285 amino acids. Lineage: Eukaryota; Fungi; Basidiomycota; Agaricomycetes; Boletales; Suillaceae. The record is from RefSeq and is a predicted model, not a curated record.